Peromyscus maniculatus bairdii (prairie deer mouse) is the source of this 6147-nucleotide messenger RNA. It is a transcript of the gene Adamts15, whose product is annotated as ADAM metallopeptidase with thrombospondin type 1 motif 15. Gene Ontology annotation, molecular function: metalloendopeptidase activity; zinc ion binding. Lineage: Eukaryota; Metazoa; Chordata; Mammalia; Rodentia; Cricetidae. Gene Ontology annotation, biological process: extracellular matrix organization; proteolysis. The record is from RefSeq and is a predicted model, not a curated record.
GGGGAGUGAGGGGAGAGGCGCUGACUGGGCAGUCCAAAGAGGAGGGGGCCUUUUAUAGGCUCGCCCAGCGCCUGGUUUGCUGCACCGCGAGUGGCUGCGGUUAGCGAAGCAGCCCGCUACCUCGCGCCACUUCGCCACGACAAAUUUUCGCCUGUGCACUUGACAGCGAUCGUACUAAAAGCUCCCAGAGCGCGUUUUGCUUAGGGAGGAACAGGUAGGAGGCGCGGGCUGCCCCGUGCACGCUUGCAGCUCUGGAAGGAGUCUCCACGACUUGGUUGGCUGUCCUUUCUGGUAGCUGCCUGUUGUCCCGGGCGUUGGUUUGUGGGCUACAAGGGGACAGUGCCUGCCGUGGGAGCCGGGCUAAGUCCCAUCUCAGAGCGCGGCUGUGCGCGGCUGUGCGCAGCCCGGCGCCAUGCUUCUGCUGGGCAUCUCAAUCUUGGCUCUUGCCUGGCGACCUGCUGGCAGCUCCGAGCCGGAGUGGGAGGUGGUCGUUCCAAUCCGACGGGACCCGGACAUCAAUGGCCGCCACUACUACAGGAGGGGUACGGAGGACUCCGGGGAUCAGGGUCUCAUUUUUCAGAUCACAGCUUUCCAGCAGGACUUUUACCUACACCUGACGCCGGAUGCCCAGUUCCUGGCUCCCGCCUUCGCUACUGAGUAUCUAGGUGUCCCCUUCCAGAGGCUCACCGGCAGCUCUCUAGACCUGCGACACUGCUUCUAUUCCGGGUACGUGAACGCGGAGCCAGACUCCUUUGCUGCUGUGAGCCUGUGCGGGGGUCUCCGCGGAGCCUUCGGCUACCGAGGCGCGGAGUAUGUCAUUAGCCCUUUGCCCAACGCCAGCGCGCAGGCGGCGCAGCGUCACAGCCAGGGCGCACACCUUCUCCAGCGCCGGGGUGCUCCGGUAGGGCCUUCCGGAGACCCUACCUCUCGCUGCGGGGUGGCCUGGGGCUGGAACCCCGCCAUUCUGAGGGCCCUGGACCCUUACAAGCCACGGCGGACGGGCGUGGGGGAGAGCCACAGUCGGCGCAGGUCUGGGCGCGCCAAGCGCUUCGUGUCUAUCCCACGGUACGUGGAGACACUGGUGGUGGCGGACGAGUCAAUGGUCAAGUUUCACGGCGCGGACUUGGAACAUUAUCUGCUGACGCUGCUGGCCACGGCGGCGCGACUCUACCGCCACCCCAGCAUCCUCAACCCCAUCAACAUCGUUGUGGUCAAGGUGUUACUCCUAGGAGACCGCGACACCGGGCCCAAGGUCACAGGCAACGCUGCCCUGACUCUGCGCAACUUCUGUGCCUGGCAGAAAAAGCUGAACAAAGUGAGCGACAAGCACCCUGAGUACUGGGACACAGCCAUCCUCUUCACCAGACAGGACCUCUGUGGGGCUACCACCUGUGACACCUUGGGCAUGGCUGAUGUGGGUACCAUGUGUGAUCCCAAGAGAAGCUGCUCUGUCAUCGAGGACGAUGGGCUUCCGUCGGCCUUCACCACUGCCCAUGAGCUGGGCCAUGUGUUCAACAUGCCUCAUGACAAUGUGAAAGUAUGCGAGGAGGUGUUUGGGAAGCUCAGAGCCAACCACAUGAUGUCUCCGACACUCAUCCAAAUUGAUCGUGCCAACCCCUGGUCAGCCUGCAGCGCUGCUAUCAUCACUGACUUCCUGGACAGUGGGCACGGUGACUGCCUCCUGGACCAGCCCAGCAAGCCCAUCUCCCUGCCCGAGGACCUGCCAGGCACAAGCUACAGUUUGAGCCAACAGUGCGAGCUGGCCUUUGGGGUGGGCUCUAAGCCCUGCCCUUAUAUGCAGUACUGUACAAAGCUGUGGUGCACAGGCAAGGCCAAGGGCCAGAUGGUGUGCCAGACCCGCCACUUCCCUUGGGCAGAUGGCACCAGCUGUGGUGAGGGCAAGUUCUGCCUCAAGGGGGCCUGCGUGGAGAGACACAACCCAAACAAGUACCGGGUGGACGGCUCUUGGGCCAAGUGGGAAGCAUACGGCCCCUGCUCUCGCACCUGCGGUGGGGGCGUGCAGCUGGCCCGGAGGCAGUGCAGCAACCCUACCCCUGCCAACGGCGGGAAGUACUGCGAGGGAGUGAGAGUGAAAUACCGAUCCUGCAACCUGGAGCCCUGCCCCAGCUCAGCCUCUGGCAAGAGCUUCCGGGAGGAGCAAUGUGAGGCUUUCAAUGGCUACAAUCACAGCACCAACCGGCUCACCUUAGCUGUAGCAUGGGUACCCAAGUACUCAGGCGUAUCACCCCGGGACAAAUGCAAGCUCAUCUGCCGAGCCAAUGGCACUGGCUACUUCUAUGUGCUAGCACCUAAGGUGGUGGAUGGUACGCUGUGUACUCCCGACUCCACCUCGGUCUGUGUCCAAGGCAAGUGCAUCAAGGCUGGCUGCGACGGGAACCUGGGCUCCAAGAAGAAGUUUGACAAAUGUGGGGUGUGUGGCGGAGACAACAAGAGCUGCAAGAGGGUCACAGGGCUUUUCACCAAGCCUAUGCACGGUUACAAUUUUGUAGUGGCCAUCCCUGCAGGGGCCUCCAGCAUUGACAUCCGCCAGCGUGGCUACAAGGGGCUCAUUGGGGAUGACAACUACCUGGCCCUGAAGAAUAGCCAAGGCAAAUACCUGCUCAACGGACACUUUGUGGUAUCUGCUGUAGAGCGGGACCUGGUGGUAAAGGGCAGCCUGCUCCGGUACAGUGGUACUGGCACUGCGGUAGAGAGCCUACAGGCUUCUCGUCCCAUCCUGGAGCCGCUGACCGUGGAGGUCCUGUCGGUGGGGAAGAUGACGCCACCCCGGGUGCGUUACUCCUUCUAUCUGCCCAAAGAGCCUCGGGAGGACAAGUCCCCUCGCCCCAAGGACCCCCGGGGUUCCCCAGUGCUGCGCAACAGUGUUCUCAGCCUUUCCAACCAAGUAGAGCAGCCAGACAACAGGCCACCUGCACGCUGGGUGGCAGGCAGCUGGGGGCCUUGCUCAGUAAGCUGUGGCAGUGGCCUACAGAAGCGAGCAGUGGACUGUCGGGGCUCCCUGGAGCAGCGAGGAACCUCUGCUUGCGAAGCCGCGCAUCGGCCAGUGGAGAAACGAGCCUGUGGGGAACCCUGUCCAACCUGGGAGCUUGGCAACUGGUCGCCUUGUUCUAAGAGCUGUGGCCGAGGAUUUAAAAGGCGUCCGCUCAAGUGUGUAGGUCACGGAGGGAGGCUGCUGGCUCGGGACCAGUGUGACCUACGGCGCAAGCCCCAGGAAUUAGACUUCUGUGUCUUGCGGCCCUGCUGAGGGGGACUGUCUCUUCCACUCCUUUAUUCUCCACCCACUGUUGUGCUGGUGCUGCGGUCAGCUGGAGCAGAGGAUGGCGGUCAGUGGCCUGUGUCACAGUGUCACUCAAAUCCAGAACAAGGACCAUGGGUCUGGGCGAGAGGUUCCUUCCUCCUUGGACUGGGCAGGGGGAAGCUAACUAAUGCACAGUCUACCUCAUGCCCUGCUCCUCGGGGCCCAGUUGUGGGGAGAGGCUUCAACAGAUGGGUGCUGGGCAGAAGGUGCUGAAGCCCAGCUUCCAGGAACCUGGAAGUUGGGUGCCUUCCAGGCAGAACAUCAGGGACCUUGGCCCCCCUAACGGAGGCCACAGGCUGCUGGAAGAGCCAUGGCCUGCAGCUUGGCACCCUCAGGUGAUCCCAGGAGCUUUGACAUAUCCCUGAACAAGGCAGGGUUCUCACGGUGCUUUCAACCCUCUUUCUUUCUGACUGAUGUGGACCUAACAGUAAAAUUGUUCAGGUGUCACUAGAAGCCAAAGGGACAAGGAGAUGGGGUUCAUUUGGGUGCAACUUCCCUGUCUGGGAAAAGGUGGAUAUGUACAGGGAGUUCCAUGUUUGCUCUUCUUCCAUCGUGGCCCCCCUUGAACAACCAGCACCUUGGAACCCGGAUGGCCAGGGCAUUAGAUCUGUGGAGGCAGCACUGAUGUGGCCCCUGAGGCUUUGUAGGCAGCCAGGGAAACUGCAGGGACCUCUUCUUGGUCAAGAGAGCAACUAUGGCAAACAGAGGCUGCCACUUAAAAGGGGAGAUGAUUUGAUGGCUGAAGCAGGGAACACGAGAGAUCUAGAAGGUUCUGCUCACACUGGGGUGAGGAUGGGUAGGUGCUGAGCUGUGGGAUCUGACUUUAGGGAUGUCACUCUGGGCUGGGGGAAAAGGAGUUCUCAUGAUGAAGACACUGCAUGGCCCCAGGGAACUUCCACAGUGACCAUAGCCCUGUACCCACCGAGGGAGGAGUGGGUGUGCCUGGGAGGGUGAGAUGCUGAACACCACCUGCUGACAAGUCAGUCUUCUUCCCUGGCACCUCCUGCUGUCUCCUGUGGGCAUGCUACAUCACAUCUCCAAGUCUUCACCUUUCUUGUAGGUAAAUGGGGUUCAUUGUUUGCUACCUCAGAUCAUGCUCUCUAGGACAGAAGUAACGUGAUGCUUCCACCAUACUCAGUUAUCAUCAUCGUAGCUGGAGCUGCCCAGCCACAGAGCUGAGUGUGUGCGUGGAUUCCUGUUUCUCACAGCCUGGCUAUCUGCUCUGCUGGAGCUCAAAAUAUGAAGACAGAAUGGGGUGGAGUGUCUUUUUCUUCAGGUUCCUUGGGACCAGGUUUUAGGAAACACCAAGAAUCAAUGCUCUGACCUAGGGACUCUUGGAAGCCACCAUCAGAACUACUGGAGACCCAUCUGUCAUUCUUGUAGACGUGUCAGGGAAAUAGAAAUCCAGGUAUUUCUUACAGUAGGGUAUCUCUUGAAGACCCAGAAGCUCCAGUGUAUAUAGGGCAUCUUCAAAGAAUAGGCAUCGUGUCCAGGGUCUCAAAGGAGGACUUGAUGGAGAGAAGACCAAAACCCUUGUCUUCACUGUGGGGGAGAGGAACCAAUGUCAGUUCUUUUACAUGUCCCCUGGUAGUCAAAAUCUACAUACUGGCCAGAGGCCAGUUUAGCCUCUAGGACAGUGGUUCUCAACCUGCAGGUUGCAACCCCUUUGAGGGUAGAGUGACCUUUUCACAGAGGUUACAUAUCAGAUAUCCCGCAUAUCAGAUAUUUACAUUAUGAUUCAUAAUAGUAGCAAAAUUACAGCUUUGAAGUAACAAUGAAAAUAAUUUUAUGGUUAGGGGGAGGUUACAACAUGAGGAACUGUAUUAAAGGGUCACAGCAUUAGGAAGGUGGAGAACCACUACUCUAGGGUGUUAUUCUAACGCUGGUUGAUCUCCGGGCUGGAGACCUUGGGUAGAGCUCCUACAGCAGGUGAAGGGCAUGCAACCCUCUGAGGCUGGGCUGCAGUCACCAUCGAAGGAGAGUGUGAGGGGGAAGCAGGGAGCACUGCAGAGCUCUAACAACAAAAGGACCCCAGGGCCUGAGGCCAGCUGAUGACAGCGUGGCGCCCUGUGCUUGGUGCAUUCUAUAUCUACAAGUAGAGGUGGUGCUGGGCUGUGCAGACAGGGUUAGGGGUAGGGGCAGGUGGGAAGCAAGGUGACCGGCCUCGAACGGAGCAGUAUUGCUGUCAGCUAUUUUACAAAAUCUUUCAAGGAAGGAUGGCCACUCUUGUUCCUGACACAUGCCAGGUGUCCACACUCUUUUUUUUUCCCUGUCACAAUAGUUUUUAUUUUUGAUUUAUAAAUUUCUUCUUUUUUAAAAGAAGUAUGACGGAGACAACUUGGGAAGUUCGUCUUGCCUUUGAACAUUUUCUGUCAACCUGUGCUGAGCAGAGAUGAGGUCAAGGCACAGGUUUCUUGUGAUGGAAUAAGAAGUCCAAGUGAUGUCCCAUGACUGUGGAGAAGAACACUCUGGUGGCUCCAGGAACUUCUUCGCUGGAAUAUGGACCAGUAUGACUUCGGGUUUGGGAUCCCCUACCCUCUUUUGCCUAUUGUGUGCACUGAUUGGAGGAUUUAGACCCAAACACCCUCUUAUGGACUUGGCCAUGUUGGGGGAGGGGCUGGAAGGAGCCCAGCUUGGAAGUCAGCUGCUGGAGACUCUAGACACUGUUGUUGGUAGAGCCCCUUCCCCGUCUGGGCUUGCUUCUUUUGCAUUUUGUGUACUGCAGAAGGAUGAGAGGGUCUGGGGACUGGCUGAGCGUGUAUACUGUGUAUACAUGGGAGCUGGCUGCUGAGGUGACAGCAGCCUACUCCUAAUAAAGUUGGAUGUAU